Microplitis mediator is the source of this 1465-nucleotide messenger RNA. It is a transcript of the gene Lhfpl, whose product is annotated as LHFPL tetraspan subfamily member 3 protein. Lineage: Eukaryota; Metazoa; Arthropoda; Insecta; Hymenoptera; Braconidae. The record is from RefSeq and is a predicted model, not a curated record. Gene Ontology annotation, biological process: sensory perception of sound. The transcript is spliced from 6 exons. Gene Ontology annotation, cellular component: plasma membrane. The coding region runs from base 392 to 1279 and encodes 295 amino acids.
AACUUCGGGGCCCAGUGUGUAGAGCCAGUUACCUUUCAGUCCCUCAGGCCCAUUCUAUCUCGGCCCUCUCUCGUCUCUCCCCUCUCCUGUCUGCUCUCUUCUUUACUCUUUUACCUUUACCUGUCUUAUAUUAUACGUCUUUCACCUAUACCACUUGCCCAUUACUCGGGAGCCAUUUUGAUAUCUUGAGUCGAGUUUCUCAUGUAUGUUAACUAGUGUAUUUAGUAUCUUUGCAACGUGUACUUCUGUAAAACAUCUGUCAUAAAAAGACGGAUUUCGCAUAUUCAAAUUUUUUUUUUUUACACUUUACUUAAAAAUGGUUUAAAAAUUUUUUUCAUCUUGGGAUUAAAUGUUGAUCCUCAUCAUUUUGUGAAGAAAAAAAAUAACAACAAUGGGCUCAAAAAUAGAAUAUGUUGAAUCCUCACAUAUGUAUGCAUCUAAUUACGUCCGUAAUUCAAAAGCAAUAGCAGUUCUGUGGGGAAUAUUCACUAUUUGUUAUGCAAUUAUUGGAGUGGUUGCAUUUGUGACACCUGAGUGGCUUGGAGAUUUAGAGCACGAGAAUCCGGGGAGGUUUGGACUUUGGUCACGAUGUAGCUACGGAUCUAGUGGUGAAGUAGGUGAAGAAUGUAUUGGACGACUAGAUGAUUUAUCAACAGUCGCAAAUGUGCCAUUUAAAGCCAGCACCAUUCUCGUGGGCAUUGCAGUUGUUAUUUCCUUGCUGUCAAUUUGCGCAAUGCUGCUUUUUUUCUUCUGUCAAAGUACCACCGUUUUUUAUAUUUGCGGAUGGAUGCAAGUGAUCUCAGCAAUUUGUAUGGCUGUGGGUGUCGGUGUCUAUCCACUGGGAUGGGAUUCGCCGAUGGUACGAGCGGUUUGUGGAGCAUCUGCAUCUCGAUAUGUCCCUGGUGCUUGCGCCAUAAGAUGGGCAAUACCUCUUGCAGCAAUAGCAGCCCUAGAUGCGGUAACUCUCGCCGCACUUGCAUUCAUUCUCGCUUCCCGACACGUGAGACUUGAAGCCGAGCCAUUCAACAACGGAUCCCUCUACAAAGGAGAAGUUAACCCUGGAUACGUAAACGAGGCCCAAAGUGUCGCAGGCUCCAGAAAAUCUCUCUCACUCCGGCCAGUUUUGCUCGUGGCACCUCCAGAGCAAGAUCGAUACAGCGAAUUAUCUCGCGCUAAAUCUCACUCUCACCACAGUCUCUACACUCCCGGUGGACCUCAUCCAGUUCACACUCUCUCCACAAAUACGCUCAGUCACUCGCAAAGAAAUUUCCAACUCUAAACAAAUUUAUUAUUUAUGUUAUUAUUAAUUGUUGUGACUGAUUUAUACAUAAUUUAAUUUAAAUUUAUUAUUUUUUCACGUUACCUUAAUUUUAAGUUUUACAUUUUUUAAUUUUUAUUUAAGAAAUUUGAGUGUCUCGCAUUUAGGUGGUGGAUAUUUUUAUCCGAGUGAUUGUUUUUUUUUUUU